AUGGUGUUCAUCCUGGGAGUCAGCUUCCACGAGGGGCAGCUGGUCAAGAAAGCCCUCGAGUCCUUCUAUGCCCUCGGCCCGACAACCUCUGCCCGCAUCAUGGCCAAAUACUCGAUUCACAACCUCGCCAAAGUGGGCUCAUUAGCACCUAGGACGGUGACUUCCCUUACAGCCGAGUUGUCGCAAAUGUCGAUAGAGACCGACGCAAGGAGACAAGUACAGGAAAACAUCAGGAGAUUGAAGGACAUAGGCUCGUACCGAGGUAGGCGGCAUGCCAUGGGUCUGCCUGUCCGGGGCCAGCGAACGAGGACACAGACGGCGACAGCCAACAAGCUCAACAGAGUCGAUCGCAGGGCUUAG
Messenger RNA from Trichoderma virens Gv29-8, 360 nucleotides. RefSeq lists its product as uncharacterized. NCBI's taxonomy places the organism in Eukaryota, Fungi, Ascomycota, Sordariomycetes, Hypocreales, Hypocreaceae. The coding region runs from base 1 to 360 and encodes 119 amino acids. Gene Ontology annotation, cellular component: ribosome; small ribosomal subunit; mitochondrion. Gene Ontology annotation, biological process: translation. Gene Ontology annotation, molecular function: structural constituent of ribosome; RNA binding. The record is from RefSeq and is a predicted model, not a curated record. The transcript is spliced from 3 exons.